CGGGCAGCAACAAGUCGGCGCUGUGCCAGAAGGCGGUGCGGCAGGCGCCGGGCUGGGUGCACUGCAGCGUGGGGCGGCUGCUGCGCGCCGCCGCAGAGACCACGGACCCGCGCCACGGCAGCGACGCGCCGCUCGUGCGCCAGGCCAUCGCCGCGGGCGACAUGGUGCCGCAGACGUACGUGCUGCAGCUGGUGGAGUCGCAGAUGCGCACCAACAUGAGCGCGCAGGGCGUGCUCAUGGACGGCUUCCCGCGCGACCUGGCGCAGGUGCACGACUUCGAGAACAAGUUCCACCAGCAGCCGUCGGUGAUCCUGCUGGACUGCUCCAAGCUGCAGCUGGGGCGCGGGCGCGUGGACGACAGCGUGGCGGCCUUCCGGCGCCGCCUCGAGCUCUUCCGGGAGCUGACGCUGCCGCUGCUCAAGGCGCUCGACGCCGAGGGCCGCCUCACCAUCGUCGACGGCGACACAGACACGCCCGCGGACGAUGAAAAUAUGUGUCUAUUGUUAGUUUAA
Gryllus bimaculatus (two-spotted cricket) is the source of this 512-nucleotide messenger RNA. The record is from the annotation of a GenBank genome assembly. Lineage: Eukaryota; Metazoa; Arthropoda; Insecta; Orthoptera; Gryllidae.